Messenger RNA from Drosophila grimshawi, 2704 nucleotides. It is a transcript of the gene CanA-14F, whose product is annotated as serine/threonine-protein phosphatase 2B catalytic subunit 3. The record is from RefSeq and is a predicted model, not a curated record. NCBI's taxonomy places the organism in Eukaryota, Metazoa, Arthropoda, Insecta, Diptera, Drosophilidae. The transcript has 2 exons. The coding region runs from base 421 to 2202 and encodes 593 amino acids. Gene Ontology annotation, molecular function: calmodulin binding; calmodulin-dependent protein phosphatase activity. Gene Ontology annotation, cellular component: cytoplasm; calcineurin complex. Gene Ontology annotation, biological process: calcineurin-mediated signaling.
ACUUUUUGGAGCACUACUUUUGCGUUGAAAUUUCAGCCGGACGUGUUGCGGGAGCGCGUUAGAAAUUCACCGAACCAAUUUACCGUGCGUCUGCGUCGUUGUAAAAAAGUGUAGCAAUAACAUUGAAAAGAGCAAUCGACAGUUAAGUGGCAAGGACGAGGAAGACGACCACUGGUAGCCGUUACCAGUUACCAGUUACUAGUUACUAGUUACCAGCUAACAGUUAACAGCCAGCAGUUGGUAGUUGCCCGUUGGCCGGCCAUUAGCUUGAAGCCAUUAGCCACAGCACUUUCAGCAUUUGAGGAAGGUCGCUGGUGUCCGUGGCCUUGGGGGCAGAGAGCAGUGGCGGCGUGCGUCUGACGUCGCAUUGACCAGCAGUCAGCAGUCGGCAGCCGGCAGCAGUCGUCGAAGUCAACUAAAAUGUCUUCGCCAUUAGCACAGAAUAACAACAGCAAUAGCAGCCAGUCCCAGUCCCAGUCGCAGUCGCAGUCGCAGUCUUCAGCAGCAGCAGCGGCAGCAACGCAAAAUCAAAAGCCAAAUUCAGCUGCUAGCAGCAGCAGCGUGAAUAAUACACAUGAAAAGAAUGCGGUUGGUGCAACAACAACAACGGGGACGACAACAAGUGGCGGCGGUGCAGUAGCAGAGGGAGGCGCGACAACAGUCGCUGCCCCACAGAGCCCCACAAAACGGAGCACAAUAUCCACAAAGGAGCGUGUGGUCGACAGCGUACCCUUUCCACCCAGCCGCAAAUUGACCUGCUCCGAUGUAUUCGAUGCACGCACCGGCAAGCCCCAGCACGAUGUGCUCAAGCAGCACUUCAUCCUGGAGGGGCGCAUAGAGGAGAGUGCCGCACUGCGCAUCAUCCAGGAGGGCGCCACGCUGCUGCGCCAGGAGAAGACAAUGAUUGACAUUGAGGCGCCGGUGACUGUCUGCGGCGAUAUUCACGGCCAGUUCUACGAUUUAAUGAAACUGUUCGAAAUCGGAGGAUCGCCGGCAACAACAAAAUAUCUGUUCCUUGGCGACUAUGUGGACCGGGGCUACUUUAGCAUUGAGUGCGUCCUCUAUUUGUGGUCGCUGAAGAUCACGUAUCCGCAGACGCUGUUCCUGCUGCGCGGCAACCACGAGUGCCGGCAUCUGACCGAGUACUUCACCUUCAAGCAGGAGUGCAAGAUCAAGUACUCGGAGCGCGUGUACGACGCGUGCAUGGAUGCGUUCGAUUGCCUGCCGCUGGCGGCGCUCAUGAACCAGCAGUUCCUCUGCGUGCACGGCGGCCUCUCGCCCGAGAUACACGAGCUGGAGGACAUUAGGCGGCUCGAUAGAUUCAAGGAGCCGCCCGCCUUUGGCCCCAUGUGCGACUUGCUGUGGUCCGAUCCGCUCGAGGACUUCGGCAACGAGAAGAACUCGGACUUCUACACGCACAACUCGGUGCGCGGCUGUUCGUAUUUCUACAGCUACGCCGCCUGCUGCGACUUCCUGCAGAACAACAACCUGCUGUCGAUCAUACGGGCGCACGAGGCCCAGGACGCCGGCUACCGCAUGUACCGCAAGAGCCAGACCACCGGUUUUCCCUCGCUGAUCACCAUCUUCUCGGCGCCCAAUUAUCUGGACGUGUACAACAACAAGGCGGCGGUUCUCAAGUACGAGAACAACGUGAUGAACAUCCGGCAGUUCAAUUGCUCGCCGCAUCCCUACUGGCUUCCCAACUUCAUGGACGUGUUCACCUGGUCGCUGCCCUUUGUCGGCGAGAAGGUCACCGAGAUGCUGGUGAACGUGCUGAACAUCUGCUCUGACGAUGAGCUCAUGACCGAGGAGAGCGAGGAGCCGCUCUCGGACGAUGAGGCGGCGUUGCGCAAGGAGGUCAUACGCAACAAGAUACGCGCCAUUGGCAAAAUGGCGCGCGUCUUCUCCGUGCUGCGCGAGGAGUCGGAGUCAGUGCUGCAGCUGAAGGGACUGACGCCGACGGGCGCCCUGCCCUUGGGCGCCCUAUCCGGUGGCAAGCAAUCUCUCAAGAAUGCCAUGCAGGGCUUCUCACCCAAUCACAAGAUUACCUCGUUCGCGGAGGCCAAGGGACUCGAUGCGGUCAACGAGCGGAUGCCGCCCCGUCGCGACGCAACCCCCUCGCCGGCGGAGGAUUGCCAGAAAACACUAUCAGCGGCGGCAGCAGCUGCGGCCAACGCAAACGCGAAUUCAAUCAAUGGAUAAUUCUAAGUCACAGUAGAGAAGAGCGAGCAGCUGGGUAGAAAAGAGAGAGCUGUAGAGCAUCAGUCAGUUUUAGAAGUCGACAGUUAAGCAACCAAAAAAAAAAUAACAAAAAACAAAAACAAAAAAAAAUAUGAAGAAAACAAACAAAAUUUGGGGGUGCGUGCAAGUGGGAGGGAGAAAGAAAUCAAAUAGUAAUAGAAAUAGUUGCAAGCAGCGGCAACAGCGUCAGCACAGCCUCCUCGUACUAAACAAGCACAUAAAUUAAACACACACACACAGACCUACACCUACACCUACACACACACUCACACACACACACACACACAUACACAUACUCAAAGGCGCACGCGUUAAUAAAGCGUCGCAGUUAAAAUGCACCCCUCAACGGUAAAUGCAAAGCAAGAUUGAAACACAAAACGUAAAAUGCAAAGCGACAUAAGCAAAACACGCAGCAACAGGAAUAGCGGUAGAAAGGAGGAGUGGGCAAGCAAGCAAGCAAAAA